UUAAGAGUGAGGUUCCUAUUGAUGGUGUUGUUUACGCUAAUUUUUCUUUAAAAUGUUGGGAUUAGGACCUAAGAAGGACGGUGGACCUAAUGUGAAAUUUUUCGAAGCUUCUGAAACUUUAUUACAGUUUGAUACAAUUAAAUCAUGGCUUCAAAAAAACUGCAAAAAGUAUAUUCAAACAGACCCACCAACAAGCAAAAGUUUAUCUGCCCUGGUUGUUCAGCUAAUUCAGUUUCAAGAAGAUAAUUUUGGAAAAAAUGUUUCUAAACCACCACUUACAAGAUUACCAAUGCGUUGUUUCAUGGAUUUUAAGCCUGGAGGAGCACUUUGCCAUAUUCUGGCAACUGUAUAUAAGUAUAAGAGUGAACAAGGUUGGCGAAGGUUCGACUUUCAGGUCAGUAAGAGUCCCUCUCGAAUGGAUCGGAAUGUUGAGAUGUUUAUGUCUGUGGAAAAGGCACUUAUUCAGGCAAAAUGCCUCUCUCUUCCCUGUGUUUAUGUCAGAUCAGAAGUGGAUAAAAGUAUAGCAGUUAAAGUGAAGGAUAUUAUUAAGAGGCACCAAGGUUCUGUGACAGAAAACGAAGAAGGAGCUACACACAUAAUAUACCCAGUAGUAGAUCCUCUUGAUGAAGAAUAUGCUAGGCCUGUAUUGCGCAGGGAUAAAAUGACCCUGAUGCAUUGGUAUUAUUUUCCUGAUUCAUAUGAUUCAUGGUCUUCAGUGGAUCUUCCACUUGAUCCACCCGAUUCGCCCCCUCAGCAUCAACUUCCCUGGAGGGUAACAGCUUCUUGGGCAAUUGAAUUGGAUAUGUACAAUGAAUGGAUGAAUGAAGAAGAUUAUGAAGUUGAUGAAAAUGGAAAAAAGAAAGUUCAUAAGCUUCGUUUGUCAGUUGAUGAUUUAAUGGGCCAGACAGAUGCUACUACAAAGAAGAAACCUAAAAGAAAACGUUCCCCAUCUCCCGUUCAAAAACCAGGAAAAAGGAAAAGUGGUCGAGGUUCAUCUGUUGGUCCAAAAAAAAUUAAAAGUGAGGAAGAAGAAAGUGACUUGACAAGAGAUAUGGAUGAUCCUACCCCAGAACCCAAUAUCCAAGAAGUGCCAAUUCCCAAACCUGCAGGAUUAUCAAAUAACAAGAAGGAUAGUGAAUGCCUCCCUGUAAAAAGUGGAAUAGUGAUGGAUUUGGACGAAGAAGCCGAUCGUGGUGAAGAUAGUCAAACUGGCAAAACAUCUGAGUCUACAGUACAGGAAACUGUUCAGAAAGAAGACGGUCAGGAAGAUAAUGUUACAGAACAGACUCAUCAUAUUAUUGUUCCUUCAUAUUCUGCUUGGUUCGAUUAUAAUUCAGUUCAUACUAUUGAAAAACGAGCUUUGCCUGAAUUUUUCAAUGGAAAAAAUAAAUCUAAAACCCCUGAAAUCUACCUAGCAUAUAGGAAUUUUAUGAUUGAUACAUAUAGACUGAAUCCAACAGAAUAUCUUACGUCUACUGCGAGUAGAAGGAAUCUGGCUGGCGAUGUUUGUGCUAUCAUGCGUGUCCAUGCAUUUUUGGAACAGUGGGGUCUUAUCAACUACCAGGUGGAUGCAGAUAGCAGACCAACUCCCAUGGGACCACCACCAACUUCACAUUUCCAUGUGCUUGCUGAUACACCAUCAGGUUUAAUGCCUGUUAACCCCCCAAAGACACAGCAGGGUUCGGCUGCCAAAACACUUCUUGAUAUGGGUCAGACUAAGCCAAUUGUGAAGUCUGAACCUGAUCUCGGUGGAAAUUUCGGAUUAAAACUGGAUCAGUAUGCCAAGAAACCUGCUGUUUUGAAGAAUAAGCAGGCUGCAAGUGUAACAAGGGAUUGGACAGAACAAGAAACUUUGUUAUUGCUUGAAGCAUUAGAGUUGUAUAAGGAUGAUUGGAACAAAGUUUGCGAACAUGUCGGUUCAAGAACUCAAGAUGAAUGUAUUCUACACUUCCUCAGGCUUCCUAUUGAAGAUCCUUAUCUUGAGGACCACGAAGCAGGAGGGGCACUAGGCCCUUUGACGUAUCAACCGAUACCCUUUUCAAAGGCUGGAAAUCCAAUCAUGUCUACUGUAGCGUUUCUUGCAUCUGUAGUUGAUCCGAGAGUGGCAUCUUCAGCUGCAAAAGCAGCCAUGAUUGAGUUCGCCAACAUAAAGGAUGAAGUUCCUGCAGCACUUUUAGAUCAACAUAUAAAAAAUGUUGAAGCUUCUACUGCUGACGGAAAAUAUGAUCCUGCUGCAGGACUACUCCAGAGUGGCAUAGCUGGUACAGCCCCUGAGAAAGAUGAAGAAUCUGACAAAGAUAAGAAAGAAAGUGAUGGUGAAUCCGGAAAUGAAACUAUAUCUAAGGGAGCUGAUUCUGACAGCAAAUCUGAUGAAAGUACUGUCAAAACAGCAGAUCCCGAAGAUGAAACAGAAAAGAAAGAAACUGAACAACCACCUUCUAAAGAAACUACAGAGAGGGAGAGGUUAGUCAAAGAUGCACAGCUUCAGUCAGCUGCAGCUGCUGCUUUAGCUGCGGCUGCUGUCAAAGCCAAGCAUUUGGCUGCUGUUGAAGAAAGAAAAAUCAAAUCUCUUGUUGCACUCCUUGUUGAAACUCAAAUGAAAAAACUUGAAAUAAAGUUAAGGCAUUUUGAAGAAUUAGAAACAACAAUGGAGAAAGAAAGAGAAGGUCUUGAGUAUCAAAGGCAGCAAUUAAUUGCUGAAAAACAGCAGUUUCAUUUGGAACAACUGAAAGCAGCUGAAUUUCGAGCAAGGCAAGAAGCAGUAAGGAGGUUAGCUGCUGAGCAGCAAGCAAUGCCAGUGUCACCUGUUCCCCAACAGCAGUUGCCACCUCCGCCCCCAUCUGCUACAAUCCAGUAGUCAUCAUUUUUAUAAAAUGAACUUUUUAAUUAAUUUCUAUAUAUGUAUGUGUGUGU
Molecule: messenger RNA, 2913 nt
Organism: Nezara viridula (southern green stink bug)
Lineage: Eukaryota; Metazoa; Arthropoda; Insecta; Hemiptera; Pentatomidae
Source: the annotation of a GenBank genome assembly